Molecule: messenger RNA, 669 nt
Organism: Microdochium trichocladiopsis
Lineage: Eukaryota; Fungi; Ascomycota; Sordariomycetes; Xylariales; Microdochiaceae
Exons: 1
Source: RefSeq, a predicted model, not a curated record
CCGAGCACGAUGACGACAAAUACUCCGGAAAUCCUCCUUCUAUCUUUGCUGGUUCAAUCGCAACGGGCUUCCAUUGAGCAAAGCCAUGAAUUUUUAUUACAUUCGCUUGCCUCCAGUUCCAAUGUCAGCUGGGCAUCAACCGUUCAUGAGGCUCUAGAGCAUCUCGACCACGAAGCACCGCCACAGGGGAUUUUAGUAGCAAAUCCGGCGAUUGUCCACCCUAAAUACGACGAGGUGUCCACGAAGCUAGUAGCCUAUGUUCGCAAGGGAGGCAUCGUAAUACAUGGUGGCUUUUUCAGUGCCGAUAUACGACCGGACGACUUAGAAAGGUACAUGCAAGCGAAGUGGGCAUUGCCUUGGAGAGCUGGUUCCUAUUAUCGCACGACAUUGUAUCUGAAUGAGGAGGCGCUCCCUCGCACCACGACCGGGCUUCUCUCCUCAUACAGUCAAAAAGCAGUCUUUCUUGAGGAUGUCGAUCCCAGUAUGGCGUGGUAUGCGAUCUCAGAUCGCUCCGUCGUGGAGUCACUCGCGCCAGGGUCUGAAAUCAACCUUCUCGACACUCCAGUUGCAUUUGCUCGAUUUGAAGAUGGAUGGAUUGGCUACCUUGGGGAUGUGGAUGGCGAAGAAGGAACUGUUGCAGUCAUCCUUAAGAUGUUCGGCCUGAUCUAG